AGUGGAUGGUCGUCUGUUUAAGGCAGAUGGUCGUCCGGAGGUGGCUGUUGGGACCAGAUGGUCGUCCAGAGGUUUCCGUUGGGGGCAGACGACUGUCCAUCCUAGCAAGAUGGCCGUCCAUAGGCGACCGUUAGGGGUAGAUGGCCGUCCACUUUGA
Molecule: messenger RNA, 157 nt
Organism: Sphenostylis stenocarpa
Lineage: Eukaryota; Viridiplantae; Streptophyta; Magnoliopsida; Fabales; Fabaceae
Source: the annotation of a GenBank genome assembly